AUGGCGACGACCAGGAAGCCUAAACGCGUGGCCGCUUCACAACCUGGAUUUCUCACGUUAAAAUCCAACAUAAACCCCACAGACUUGUACAGUAGCAAGAGAAAACGAAUGAACAAGAAUAAGAAGAAGAACUGGAACAAACACUGCGAUAUUAACGAUGUGGAGGAGUUUUUGGAUGACAUCAGGCUCCAAGAGAGGACCACGGGUGGUUUAAUCGCAGAUAAACCAGACGACAGUUUGUUCUUUUUGGACAUUGGACAACCAAGAAAAAGUGAAGAGAAAGAGUUGGAGGAAGGAAAGAAAAAGAAAGCCAAAGGUUCUCGACCCCUUAGGAUAGACCUGAUCCUGAAACACGACUCCCUGGUCCUUCCCCCUAAAGAUAUCUUGUCCUUCCAACAGCCCAACGCCAAGAAACUCCGGCGCAGCGCUCACUUAGCGGCUAAAGCUGCGGUGCCACGGAGACAGAGGCUGAGCAGAAGACUUGAACCAACAACCACCAAAAAGGCAGAAGCCAACAACAACCCCCACAGAGACUACUACGACAUAUGGGGACAAGCAAUUGAAGAGACUGCAGACCCCUGGUUCCUUCAACAGACCAAGAAGACCCAGAUCAAACGUCCAGAGAAGUUAAACACCAAACCCUCGGAGCUGCCGGCGGUGGAGGUCAUCGCUGCUGGAGGAUCCUACAACCCGGACUUCUACGCACAUCAGUUGUUGCUGAAAGAAGCCCAUGAAAUAGAAGUGUUGAAGCAGAAGGAGGAGCAGAAAGUGGAGCGGCAGCUGGCCUACAACAGAGCAGACGCUGCUACAGAGGAGACCAUCUUCCAGGAGCAGGUGCAGGGUCUGGUGGAGGACGAAGACUUGAACUCAGACGGUGAUGAAGAGGAGGAAGGAGCUGUGGGAGCCAUCGCUGUCGCUCAGAAGAAAACUGAGCGUCAGAGGAAGAGGGAGCGAUUCGAGAAAGUCAAGGAGCAGCGGCGUUUGGCUCAGAAAGUGGCGAUGGAAAAGCGGCAGCAGCUUUUCCAGCUCCGCACCAUUAAAACCUCCAUCAAAAAUCAAGACGACAAAACAAAAGUGAAACAAGUGAAACGCAAAGAGAAGCAGGAGGCGCAGAAAGCUCUGCCCAGACGCCUCGGACGCCUCAAGUUCCAGCCCCAGGACUUGGAGGUGCAGCUCAGUGAUGAACUGGCUGGUUCCCUGCGGCGGCUCAAGCCAGAGGGCAGCGUGCUCAAGGACCGCUUCAAGAGUCUGCAGAAGAGGAACCUGAUUGAACCAAGGGAAAGAGCCAAGUUCAAGAGGAGGCACAAAGUCAAGUAUGUGGAGAAAAGAGCUUUUAGAGAAAUCAGCUAA
This is a messenger RNA of Knipowitschia caucasica, 1350 nucleotides long. The record is from the annotation of a GenBank genome assembly. NCBI's taxonomy places the organism in Eukaryota, Metazoa, Chordata, Actinopteri, Gobiiformes, Gobiidae.